Spirodela intermedia is the source of this 6810-nucleotide messenger RNA. The record is from the annotation of a GenBank genome assembly. NCBI's taxonomy places the organism in Eukaryota, Viridiplantae, Streptophyta, Magnoliopsida, Alismatales, Araceae.
AUGGUGGGCGCCGCGGAGGAGGUCCAUCUGAACCGGCUGGAGAGCCAAGUGGAAAACGGUGGAGGAGGGGCGUGGGAGUACCUCUGUCUUGCCAGAAAGCUCAAGGUCCGCCGUUCUGAUAAGGUGUUGAAGUUCGGUUUGCCGAUCUUGAAUGAUCCCAGGGCUCGAUCUAAGCUUGGUGGUGAAGGUAUGGGCCGCCUUCUCGUGUGAAUGUUGUUUCUUCUGCUAUCUUUUGUUUUGGUUCUUCUCCCUCAAUUUUUCCUGUAGUGGAUGAGACUCAAGGAGUUAAAUUUGGAUAAUUUUUGUUCGGAUGGGCCCUGGGUACAUAUAGCCGUCUGGGGGUAUAUACGGUUGGCAUCUACGUGACAUCUUUAAAACGUUGGAUCGUUCCUGCUCCUGAUUGAUUUGAAUUUUUUACUUUUCGUGUUUGAGGAUUGACUCCCGGGUGUCUAAGUUUCUUGGGGGAUUCAUGAACUUCAUAUUUACAUUUGAUGUUGCUUUUUCAAAAAUUGACGACAUUGCUAUGAUAUGACCCCGAUAAUUUCUUAUUGAUACUUCAUUUUAUCUUACAUCCAUUUUUUUUGUAGGAUCUCAAAAUAUGUAUUUGGUAGUUCAGUUUCAGAAAGCAAUUAAUUCGGAUUAGAACUGUAAUGAGAUUCUUGUCGUCCAUGCGAAAGUUUUACAAUGUCUCGCUACGGAAUGUAGAAAAUAGCAAACUAGGGUUGGGUUUUUAUUUAGGGUCGUCGGCGAGAAAGAGUCCGAAUUGAGAGCAGAGGAAGUGUGCAGGGGUGGGGGUGGUGUAAAUAUCUUUGAGAGCAGAGUCCUUUAAAACAAAGGAACGUUGGAGUUCAAGAAUUUAAAACCAAUUGAGGAAGGACGAUAAAGUUGAUAGAGUGAGGUUCAACAUUUAUCUAAUCUAGUCUGAGAAAUCAAGAGACUGGGGGAGGGAGGCUUUUGCAAUGUUUGUCCCUUCCCUCUUUCUGUCAACCUUCUUCAUUGCUUCUUUCACUGAAUCAAAUUUGUCUCCAUGGGAUGAGAGCUCAAGUGAUUGUUGGAUGUGAUGAAUCACAGAAUUUUGUGUUCAGCACAUGACCUUUCUUCAAUUAUAUAGCUGUUGAUUAGUUUUUUGGAAGAAUGUGAAGAAAAGAGAGAAAAAAUGAUGCAGAGGGGAACAAGUGCCACAAAUUCUAUUAUUAGACUCGGUUCUUCUCAUGUUGUUGUAUCUUAUUUUUGCCAAGGAUAAAUCUCAUCAGGAGUGACAUGCUGGUGCAGUGGACAUCAUCUUGGGUAUGGUAGGUUGAGACAACAUCGAGUCUUUGGGAGGGCAAUGCUGCAAUCAUUGAUGUGGCGAUUGAGAUGAAUAGCAUUUAAGAUGAAACUAGUAAUCUAAUAAAUGGCUUUUUUGAUAUUUGUUCAUGUUUGGUGGGGGAUUUUUUUGAGUUCCUGGCAUGUCAUGGCUGCCGUUUUUGAGUCUAAAUGCAAGGCUAACAUUUUAGAGGUUGUUGAUAUAUGCUAACUAUUAUGGGUUUUCCAUUGCCAUGUCUCAGUAUGGUGAACCUAAGUUUUUUACCCAUACUUAAUAACCUAUAUUGGAAAAAUGAUCUGGAUUUCGGGGUUAGGAUUAUGUCUUAAAGAAAAAUGACAAUUUUCCAUUAGCUGAUCUCAUCAACAUAUUCCUUUAGGUAUAUGUCUGUGAUAAUUUUAUAUCUGAAUUUCAAGUAAGCUGAUAACCAUUUUAAAUUUAGGGAUCUUUUUAAAAUUUCUUUGUGGUAAUGGGAAAAAAAUUGCUUCUUAGUCAGCCUUUCUAUUAUGCUCCCCCUGAAGUUUUCCACAGUUGUAAUUGCCUCAUUUAGCAUAGUUCAUUGGAAUAGCUUCACACUUGUAUGUUUUCUGCUGCAGAAUGGACACUUUACGAGCAGGUGGCUAUUGCUGCUAUGGACUGCCAGCAGAUUGACAUUGCAAAGGUUCUCUUUUUCAUCUGUUUUCAACUUCUGGUUAUUCUCUUCUGCCGUUAUAAACGGAACAUGGGGAAAAAUCUGAAUCUUUUUUUUGUAUGUUAGUUAAUUUGUGCUACAGCUGCUUUCGUUGGUCAAUAAGAACUUUAUUCGCUUUUCCAAAAUAAAGGUUUUCCUGUAAUUAGUGCUACAAUGAUUAAUACAAAGAACUCUGGUAGGUUAAUUGGCAUAGCCGCACUGGUGGACAAUGGUUCGGAAAAUUAGACUGGAAUCUACUCCAAUGUCUUAGCGUAUAGUUACUUCGAUACUCUCUGUUUAUUUAUGCUUAGAUGGUAUAUAUCUCAUGCCUGAAGAAAUCGUCUAAGGGAAGGGCUUUUGAUGAUUCCUAUUUAUAUCAGUGAACCUGAACCUGCAUUUGUGCUCUCUAGCCCAGUUUCAAUGGGAGAAAGUGAUGAAUGCCCUUAAAAGAAAGGAUCAGCCUAUAGUUAGUUGAACGUGAUGCUCAGAAGGCCUGCUUAUUUGGUGUUUCGGAUAAAGAAUCCAUAUUAAGUUGGAUCCAUGAAAGAUUUAGCCCAAUCUCGAAUGCCUUUUAAUUAAUAAAAGUCCCUAUCUAAGAUCUAAUCUUGCAUCACCGCGUAGGGUUAGGGAAUCCUUUGAAGUUGGUCGGUAAACAGAGAGGAACGGAGGAAGUUCAAGUUGCAUAUCCUCCAGUAUCUCUUUUUUUAUGUUUAGACAUGAUCAAUUUGCUACUCACGAGUAUCAAAAUAAUUGUAUCCCCUUUUCCAAUUUCUCGUCCCAGUCAUGUCACUAACUUCAGUAUUUAUCACUGUUUUGUGCACAAGCUGUUAUUCAUUGAUUUGCUCAAUGAUAUCAAUUGCGUAAUUUGAUUAAUUUCAUCUUCUCUCUGACAAAGACUGUUGAAGAUUCCAUGUCUUCGUAUGGCAUUUUUUCUCUAGUCUGUCCAUGGUUGAAGACUACGCAUUUGAACCUUUAUCAUAUUUUUUUUAAUUUUACUAUACUAAAUCUAUGAUUUUUCCUGGCAAGAACAUGGCCCAGGGAAUUGGGAAAUGAGGUCUCACAUAGAUAAAUUCAUGUCGCCAAAGAAUACGUACUCUUUUGUACAUGAAGUCGUGUUCAUAAAUCAGUCACGUUGGUGCAAACAAUUCACCGUUCAGACAAAGCAUAUUUGCAUGGGGUUCCAGCGUUGUGUGAACACACCUAGGUCUCACUUGAGUAUACAAAUUUGUGGACACGAACGAGUGACAUUUGUGCGAACUACUCACCUUCCAGUAAAUGUAAAUUCCUGUGGUGUGGUGUCCCAAUCGGUGAAUAUUAUAUAUGAGCCCAUGAAAAUUUAUUUUUGGUUUUUUUAUUUCUGUGGCAAUUUGAAAUAAUUCAAAUGAAGCAGUUUGAAAACUACUGACGCUUUUGAUGAUAAAGGUCAUAUGCUAGAAUAUUUGUUCGUGAAUAUCUUAUUUCCUGCUCCUUGUUGAUAGUCUUACUAAACUUUAUAUUAGAAUUUUAAUGGUGCCAUAUAUUUCCUGAAACAAAUUUCUUUAGGUCUCUUGAGUAUAUAUUAUAUUAUUAUAUUUUGGUUUGCAAGAGUGAAAUUUUAGUUGCCAAAAAUAAAAUGCUGAACACGUGAGGUGAUAUUCCAGGACUGUAUAACAACACUUUUAAAGAGAUUUCCAGGGAGCACGAGGGUUGGUAAGUAGUCUUCUGUGACGUGGAAUAUACUUAAACUUUGUGUACUUUAUUUUUUAAUUUGGUUUGUCUACUCUGGUCUGUUAGAAAUUUGAUUUUCCUCAUCCUAAAUCCUUGUGUACUUUUUUUCUUGAAUUUUUGGCAUAUUUUAUUAGUUAACUUUGAUGAUCUGAUCAACAGAGUCUGUUGUUGUGAUCUGGUGAUACUAAGGAAUGAUGGCCGUUCUUUUCAGAAGAGCUUACUCAUUCAUUCAUUGAUGUGAAUAUCAGAAGCCAUAGGACAGGAUGGUUGAAAAGUACCAUACCAUGCUAUUAGGACUCUCCAGAGAAUGCACUGUGGGAAUGAUAUCAGCAUGUCAGUAGCUUUUCUUGUUGGUGUUUUCAUAAAGAGUCAAAGAAUUUACCCUUACUGAAUGACAGAAAGGCCUAGAAUUUUGCCCAUGCUAUUAGGCCUAGCAUCCAAAUUUGUUCCCCUACCAACCCUCAGAGGCAAGUAGGCCUGACAAUUCUAUCAUGCCUUUGACCUGUAAUCCUUUUAGCAUUUUUAUUUGUUUGUUGAUCGUUGAUUGUGAUGUUACCGGCUAAGUUUUAUUCAUGUCUGACAUGAUUGGCAAAAUCAACCAAGCCCAAAUUUACUUCAUUGAUGACGGUCAUAGAACAUUUGAUCUAUAUCGUACCUUCAUCCCUGAAUGACUUAAUCUGACAAAUUUCUGCUCGCUGGAGACCAAUCAUCCUUUAAUGGCAAGUUCAAGCAAGAUGAGAUUUACUUCAUCGAUGAUCUACAUGGUAUCUUCAUCCCUAAAUAACCUACCUUGACCAGUUUUUCCUCCCUAGAGGACAAUCAUUCUCCCUAGAGCACACCAAUCUGCGCAAAUUCAGUUCCUCUCAAAUUCCCUUGGAUCUUGAAUACUGGUCUCCUCUCAUAUCCCUAUAGUCAGGUGUCUCUGACACUGAAGCAUGCACAUCAUUGGUUGUCUAGCAAAGUGACAGACAGUGCUCUUCAACGAGUGAGCCUCACAUUAUUGUUUCCAGAAGUGAGCAUCCAAUUGGUUCCCAGUUCCUUGAGAUAUUAUUUUAUGUCCUCCAUUGUAUGCCUCAUGCUCUUGUCCUAUCUUCAUUUUUCUCAGUCACCUCUAAAAGGUGCCAUUUCCUUGAGUCUUGCACAAAAGUCUCCGCCCAUUGGUCAGAAGAAACUCUCUUUUCCAUCCUACAAUCCUACCGCUGAAAUUUGGCACAAACUUCCCCCAGUCAUACCCUCAGUCACAUUGUUCCCGUCCCUUCCUCACUUUGUGUUCAUACCCUCAGUCACACGCAUCUCGUACAUGAUCUUCUGACCACUUUCUUUAAGCGACUCCAAAAUAGAGAUAGUUGUUCAGAAAGUAAUAGCAUAUCAAGAUAAUGAAGGUGGGCUACUGACAAAGCCUCAUGCAUGCGGAUGAAACCCUCAUAUCCCCUAUAAGCUUUAGACCUUUUGCCCUAUUUUCUUUCAUACCUCCGCAAUAUCUACACAAACCUUUGGAAUUUGCUCUAAAUUUUGGAAGUAAAGGGGUUUCAAUUGAUUUCCUCAAAGCAUUCGUCAAGUAUUCGCUUUUGAGCGUAUCUUAGCGAUGGGUCAUAAGAUGAUUACAUGGAGCAUGCUGGUGCUUUUGUUAGGGGUUUGAAUGAAGAACUUGAAUCUCUUAUAUUCGAUCAUGAGAGAAAAUUUUUGAGGACUUCAAAUUUUUGAGGACAUCAUAAACAUGUUCGUCUUUCUUUUAUCAUACAUUAUGGUAUUCCUCGGUCUCCCCAAAUAAUAUGCAAGAAUACUAAAAUCAUCAACUUGCAGGUUAUGCCGGUCAUAUUACUAUCUGGUGAGAAACAGUAAUAAGAAAUUAUCACUGUGAAGAUCAGUCGCUUGGAAAAUAACCAAACCGUGAAAUAUCUACAAUUCCAUUUGUUAACAUCAGUCAGAGAUUACCUUCAUAUCAUUGUGAUUUUAUUUUAUUUUGGUAUAUCUGCAGGGCGGUUAAAUGGAAUGCUAUCUGAGGCAAAAGGAGAGUUCGCUGAAGCCGAAAGAGUCUAUGAACAGAUUUUGGAGAAAAACCCACUCGAUCAAGUAUAUAUUUUUAUUGACCGGAAACUACCAAUUUUUUUAGUUGUCUACUUAGAAAGAGGCAAUACAUCAGAUUCCCACGAUUUCAGGCGAUUCAGAAGAGGAAAGUGGCGAUGGCGAAGGCUCGAGGGGACCUCUCAGCUGCAGUGGAACUCCUUAACAAAUACCUAGAGAUGUACCUACUGGGUCUUAUGAAAAACUAAUCUACCAUUCGCAUAAUGUUCCAAGCGCCAUCGUCCUAUGGUUCCUGCCAAGUGACGAACUGGUCGAAUUUUUAUUUCAGAUUCAUGGCAGACUAUGACGCCUGGAGAGAACUCGCAGAGAUUUACGUUUCACAGCAGAUGUAAGACAAUUCUCGCCCUGCCAUCGCCCAUCAUUCCACUGCUCAUCAGACUUGUCCUCUGGUUUUCACCUUUCUUUGUCGGUUGCGUAGGUACAAGCAAGCAGCCUUCUGCUACGAGGAACUGAUCCUGUUCCAGCCUACGGUGCCUCUCUAUCAUCUAGCUUAUGCUGAGGUGAGUAACUCUCUCCCCUUCCCUUCUGAUUAAAUCAUUCCAAGUGUUCAAACGUUCCCCGGCCUUCCUGCUUCGUGGAGACGCGGCGGCUAAACAUAAAACAACUUUGAGCCCACAGUUUUACUCUAAGAGCCUAUCGCUCGCGCUUCGUUCGAUUAGGUGCUCUACACAAUGGGCGGCCUGGAGAAUCUCCAGACGGCCAAGAAGUACUACGCAUCCACCAUCGAUUUAACUGGAGGCCAGAACACCAGGGCUCUCUAUGGUGUCUGCAUGGUAAAGAGAGCUAACUUCUCUUCUCCACUCUGGUGAUGAUCAGAGGAACCGGCUAUAGGCUCAUGUGGGAAUGUUUUUAACGGCUCCCCUUCCUACCGUUGCAGUGUGCUUUUGCCAUCAGCCAACUGGCGAAGGGCCGCAGCAAGGAGCAGGAAAGCGCCGACCUUCAAUCCCUGGCCGCCGAAGCCCUUCUGAAGGAAUACAAGCAGAGGGCUCCUGAUAAAGUAGCCAUUCUCACAGCCACACUGAGGGGCAUGAAGCUCAUCUCCUAA